Molecule: messenger RNA, 372 nt
Organism: Helianthus annuus (common sunflower)
Lineage: Eukaryota; Viridiplantae; Streptophyta; Magnoliopsida; Asterales; Asteraceae
Product: protein RADIALIS-like 3
Exons: 1
Coding region: 57-287 (76 amino acids)
Molecular function (GO): DNA-binding transcription factor activity
Source: RefSeq, a predicted model, not a curated record
CUUGAAACCAGCAUCCCUUGACUUGUAACCGAUCAAUCGUCUUCUUUGAUCACCCAAUGGCAUCAAGCUCCUUGCAUUCAAGCUCCAGCUGGACCCCCCAAGAAAACAAACUGUUUGAGCGCGCUCUCGCUGUAUAUGACAGAGACACCCCUGACCGGUGGCAGAAAGUUGCAAGAGCGGUUGGUGGGAAAACCGCCGAAGAAGUGAAGCGGCACUAUCAAGUGCUCAUUGAAGACCUUAGGCGCAUUGAGUCGGGCAAUGUUCCUUUUCCUAACUACAGAUGUUAGUCUAAGAUCAAAUGGUAAACCAUUCAAUAAUAAUGUGAUUCACUUUCACAUGCAUAUUUUAUAUUUAUCAUCUACCUAGUGGUAA